GAGGCAUUCGCAUUCAUGGGAGGCUCGAGGUCUCCCUCGAUGGUGUGCCCGGAACUGCUCGACUCGGUGUCGAAGGAGCUGGAGCGGAUCCACAGCAUCAAGAAGAACGCGAGGAAGCUGAGGGAGGAGCAGAAGGCCAACAAGGGCGGCCGGGACGCUCCUCCCCCCAAGGCGCUGCAGGGCGAGCUCGUGACUGAGCUAGUGGUGGCGCUCAACCAACUGGACGCCGGCUCGGAUGACCCGCCGCGCCGCGCAGGCCAGGAGCCCAACAGGAUGCAGCAACUUUGCUUGGAGCAUCUCGCCGAAAGCUGUGCGGCGAUGGGCUCCAUUCCUCCAGAUUUGUCGACCGAGGUGGCCCUCCAGGAGCUCCAGGUUGGCGCCGGCUACUCCGACGGCGAGCCCGUCACGGUGGCCCCCUUCGCGCACGACCUCGUGUCUCUGCCAGCUGUGGGCGGUACGCCUGUGCCCCUGAGCCAGUUGCUGGGAGACGACGGUCCAGAUAUCGUGCGAAGGUUCAUCACUUCGAAGGUUUUGCCAAUUCAAAGCGCCGAGAUUUUUAAGAAGGAGGCUGGUUUCGCACGCCCUUACCUGGACCCGGUGCUGCGGCAGCCCGCGGCCUACCUGGCCUUCGUCGAGAGGAUGAGGGACGGUGGCAUGCUGGAGUUCAGGAUUGAUGAGGGGGAUUUUGAGGAAGUCGGUCUAUUCACCGUUUGGAAGAAGGAUGGUCGCCAGCGCCUGGUGAUCGAUUGCAGGGGCAGCAACUUCAGGUUCGGGGAGCCCGACAAGACCAGCUUGGCGUCCGGGGGCAGCUUCAGCUCCAUCGAGCUGGCGCCGGGCGAGGUGCUGUGGACGGCGGGCGUCGACAUAGCGGACGCUUUUUACAACAUGGGCCUGCCGCCGGAGCUCCGGCACCUCUUCGCGCUCCCGCGGCUUCGGGCAGCGCAACUUGGAGUGCGAGAGCUGGGCGGGCGUCCAGUUCCUGGUCGUGCUUGGGUGCGCCCGUGCUUGGCCGUCCUGCCUAUGGGCUGGACGCAUGCGCUGGACUUCUGUCAGAGAGUGCACAGAAAUAUCUUGCUCCAGAAGGGGGGGUUUGAGAGCGUUCCCGAAGUGGUCGAUGGUAUGCCGACGCCUCCCAUCCAGGACGGGGCCUACACAGCCUAUGUUGACAAUUUCAUUUCCUUUGGAGUAAAUCCUGGCAGGCCUGCGGCCCUCCUGAGGUCGGCCCAAGAGGCCUUGAGCGGCGCGGGGCUCCCUCUGCACGAUCCUGAUCUCCCCGCCUCGGUGUCUGAGCAGCUGGGGUGGGUCUUCGACGGGGAGCGUGGGCGACAAGUGGGGAAGAUUGCUGGCCACUUUGCGUUCAUUGCAAUGUCGAGGCGCCCGCUCUUGGCCGUAUUUAGUUCUGUGUAUGCCUUCUCGAGGAAGUACUUCGAUCGGGUGAUGAAGCUGCCGCCAUCUGUCCGCCGUGAGCUUCGCUGGGCCGCCUCCCUGAUCCCCCUGGCUUGGGCUGAUCUCAGGGCCACCUGGUCCCCCAGGAUCUACGCGAGCGACGCUAGCGAGGAGGGGAGGGGCGUGUGCCAGAAGGAGGCCGACCUGGGAGCAAUUCGCGGUGCUGGGAGGUACGGGGAGAGGUGGCGAUUUCGACGACCAGCUGCUUCGCGACCUCGCGACUGCCUCUUCGAGCAGAGCGACCCGCCGACCGCCGACACCGCGAAGUCCGAGCCGAUUGCCGAGAUCGUCGUGUCGCCGGGGGUGGAGCCCGUCGUGUCGACGGGGGUGGCGGUGGAGGACCCAGAGAGUAACUUGUGGAAGGUCCCGGAGGUGGAGGAGGAGCUGUACGGGGGGAGGUGGCAGGUGGUGUCGAGCGGAGGGCGGGCCCGGGCCGAGAAGAUCAUCGUCCUCGAAGGUCGGGCCCUCGUUCAUUCUCUUAGGCACGCACUUCGCGACUCGAAGUCCUUCGGUAAGCGUAUCCUCUUCCUCUGCGAUAACAUGGGGCUCGUGUGUGCUAUGGAAAAGGGGCGCUCCUCAGCCGGGGGAGUCCUCCGCGUCGCCCGGCAAUGGGCCGCCUGGUGCCUGGCGGGCGCGGUGCAGGCCUCGGUGCGCUGGAUUCCGUCUGAACGGAACGUCGCCGAUGCGCCGUCGCGCCGCCACAUCCCCCUCGGGGUUUGGCUCGACGGCGCCGCGGCGGACUCUGCCGAGGGCUUCAAGCAGUGGGCCGUCCGGGACGCCGGGCACAGCAGCCAGCUGGCCGACUGCCGCAGCGCCGGCCUCGAGCUCGCCGAGCUGGCCGUCCGCGAGCCUGCCGUCGGCGCUCUGCGGGGCGCCCGCCGGCCGGAGCAGCGGGCGCCGCCACCACCCGCGGCCCGGAGCCGCAAGAUGGCGCGAGCUGCGAGGCGCGGGCAGGGAGCUACUGCUGCUGCUCGUCGGGCGGCGCUCCGAAGCCAUGGAUCGCUGCUGCAGCGGGCCUCGGUGACUCCGAAGACCGUGGCCCAGUACGACGGCCUGUGGCAGGACAUCCUCCGCAUGUGGCUUCGGCUGCGACCGGCGGGCUCCCUGCAGGCGGAGCCGAACGACGACGAGAUGGACUUAGUGGUCGCCAGCUGGAUGGACCAGGAGUACUCUUUCGGGGAGCUCGCGCAGAGGGGCACCAAGGGGCUAGCGGCGGUGAAGUAUUUCCGGCCGCAGUUCGCGAAGUCGGGAGGGCUCUCCCUUCCGCGCUCGGCGCAGGCCUUGAAGGGCUGGAAGCGGCUCGCCCCUGGGCGUGCUCGGCUGCCGCUGCCAUGGGAGGUCGUCGCGCUGAUCGCGCUGGAGCUGCUGCUGACCGGCUUCUGGGCGAUGGCGGCUUGGACGAUCAUCACCUUCCGCUGCUACCUGCGCCCCAGCGAGCUGCAGCGGGUCACCGCCGAGAUGCUCGUGCCGCCUGUGCCAGGGACCCGCGUGGCAAAUUGGGCGAUCGUGCUGCGCCCAAGCGAGGAGGAGAUCAGCAGCAAGACAAGAGAGUUCGACGAGACCGUGGUGUUCGAUCAGCCGCUGUUCCGUUUCCUCGUGCCCGUGCUCGCCUACCUCAAAAGGGAGACGCCGGCCGGGGAGCCGCUGUUCGCCUUCCGGCACGCCGACCUGGUGGCGUCCUCUGGCCUCGGCAGCGGCGGCGGGAGGCAUGCCCACUACUUCGUUGUAGAUUGCCAGACGUCACAGCAGGAGAGGCCGCAUGUCAGGGCCAUGGAUCUGUGCGGCAUUCCUUUGCCAUUCCAUGGCCAUUUGAGGGGCGCCAUGGCGCCGCUCAGCGCGCCGCCGCCCUCGGAGCGGCGGGCCCCGGAGCGGCGGGCCCCGGGCGGCAGGGGGUGGUCGGUCCCAGAGCCCCGCACGCGCAUGCAGGCGCUGGCCGAGGCCUUUACGGCUGAGGUAGCGCGGGCGGCGCAGACAGCCGCCGUGGUCUGGGGGCUGUCGCGGCCGCCGCCGCCGUGCCCCGACUGCCACUGCUUGCCCCAGCUCGUGUGCGGCCCGGGGGAGGCGGUGAAGGAGCUGGUGCCCGUGGAGUGCAGCUGCCCGUUCCCUUGGGUGUGGUUCGUGCUCGGCCUGAGCAUCGUGGGCGCGGCCGGCUUCGCGGCUGGGCGCCGCUGCGACCAGAAGGCCUGCACUGGCGACACGCCCAAAACAGACAUCUCCCUUUCGAUCGAGGACAUCGCCCGUGAGCAGGCGACAUCCGGGAGUUCGCGAUCUUGGAGGGCGGGGCGUUCGGACGAGAUGCUGGACCCGUCGGAGCCGAUCAUGUGCACAGGUUUCGGAAUGUGCCUUUGCCUGCUGCAAUGCAGCGACUUCGAGACGCUGCUGCAGCUCGCCUUGGCCUGCCAUUGCGCCCAGGCGGUGCUGCCGGAG
Molecule: messenger RNA, 3873 nt
Organism: Prorocentrum cordatum
Lineage: Eukaryota; Dinophyceae; Prorocentrales; Prorocentraceae
Source: the annotation of a GenBank genome assembly